Molecule: messenger RNA, 1327 nt
Organism: Lutra lutra (Eurasian river otter)
Lineage: Eukaryota; Metazoa; Chordata; Mammalia; Carnivora; Mustelidae
Exons: 3
Coding region: 1-1053 (350 amino acids)
Source: RefSeq, a predicted model, not a curated record
AUGCUCGCCAGCCACCCAGCCGAGCGCUCCAUCGCCCCCAAGCCUGCCUCCCUCGCUCGUCUGGAGCCAUGGGGUUCCCUGGUAGCGUCGCAUGGUGCGAACAGCCCUCCCCGCGACCCCAACCCCGCGCAGGCCACGCGGAGCUGCCCCCAAGUCCUGGGGGAGCAACAGGGAAGAGACCCGUGGCAGGCACCUGGGAAGGAACACGCUGUUGCAAAUACCCCGGGCUGCGUUGGGCUGGGCGAUUUUCCACAAAAGGAAGUUUGGAAGGAGCGCAGCGGUUUGCAAUGGAAGGGAAGGGGAGCCCAGCGUUACCUGACUGAGGUCAAGCCGGCGGGCCGCGGAAAUCCUCAGGUUUGCGAUACUGAGCCACUUGAUCAGGUUACUAUGGAAAUCGUCUUGAGAAGGAAAAAAAAAACCCAGCAGCCCAGGCACAUCCUCGUCACCCCGAAAGAAACUGCUGGGGCCGCCGAGCGCGGGCGCGGGACCGGGCGCGGCGCCUCUCCCGGCCCGGCUCGCUCUUUCUUCCCUCCUUGGCCGGGCCGCGCCUCCCCGCCCCGCGCCGCCGCCGCCGCCGAGCAGCCCGCGGGCCGAGCGAGCCCUCCGCGGCGCGCUGCCGGGAGCGAGAGCGCGAGCUCGCUCGCAGCCGCCAGCCGGCCUGGGCGCCGAGUGGCGCUGUUUCCCCAGCCGCGCAGCUGGAAUUUAAAGACACAGACGCCUCGCGGGGUCUGGGGCCGGGUGCCCUCGAGAAGCGCACGCAGGGCGCCCACCGUCUCCGCCCGGGCGGGAUGGACAGAGCGGGCCCGGAGAGAAAAGUUUCCUGCGGGGACGGCGGCGGGAGCGCGUGAAGACCUGCCUCGGCCUCCUCUCCGGAAUGCAGGCUGCAAGGAGAGACCAGCGAAGCAUCUCCUUUUCUCUCUCAGCCCUGGAGAACAGGCUUCAAGGUAUAUUCCAACCUGUAGUUCAGCAUCCUCCGACAGACCACCUUCCAGCCGGCACCUUUUCUCUACAGCCAUGAAUGCAAGCUUGCUCCUGUUGCUUCUGAGAAAAUAAGCAAGAAUCCAACAGAAAGAAGCAUCUAAUCCGGCCCUUUUCUAUCCCUAGCUAAGCCAGCUUUCACUGGGCACUUCUCUCACUGCUGUUACAAAUAAGGCUCACAUUUGUGCCGUUCCCAACAUACAGUCCAAGGAGAAUGUGUUUAUAAAUGCACAUGGUUUAAUGUCACUACGUAUUUAUUUGGAGUGUCGGAGAAAUUAUCCAAUCAAUUUAUUUUGCAGUUCUAACAAUCACCUUUCACUGCUUUAUAUUCUCAACAGCUUUUUCAUGG